Messenger RNA from Colletotrichum spaethianum, 1170 nucleotides. RefSeq names its product putative argininosuccinate lyase. NCBI's taxonomy places the organism in Eukaryota, Fungi, Ascomycota, Sordariomycetes, Glomerellales, Glomerellaceae. The transcript has 2 exons. Gene Ontology annotation, biological process: pectin catabolic process. The coding region runs from base 1 to 1170 and encodes 389 amino acids. Gene Ontology annotation, molecular function: glucosidase activity. The record is from RefSeq and is a predicted model, not a curated record.
AUGAUCGCGAGGAGAUUGUUUUCUCUGCUUAGCCUCACGGCUCUGGCGGCUGCGGCCCCGGCUGCGGAGAGCUUCAACUCAGAGUCCGACGCCGAGACGCCCUUCUUCUACAAGGGUCACGACCUGAGCUCGCUGAAGAUGCUCGAGGAGUCGCAAAGCGUCUUCGUCGAUACGGCGCGGGGCAACCAGGAGCGGCCGGCGGAUGACAUCCUCGCCGAUGGCGGCAUGAACGCCGUCCGGUUGCGGCUGUGGGUCAACCCGCCCGACGGCACCUACGGCCUCAACUACAACAUCGACCUCGCCAAGCGGUUCCAGGCCAAGGGCCAGCGCAUCUUCCUCGACUUCCACUUCGCCGACAGCUGGGCGGACCCGCAGAAGCAGCCGGCACCGGCGGCGUGGCCGACGGAGCUGGAGCCGCUGGCGAGCCGGCUGCGCGAGUACGUGCGCGAGACGCUCGUCGCGUUCAAGGACGCCGGCGUCACGCUGGACAUUGUCUCCCUGGGCAACGAGAUCCGCCACGGCAUGCUCUGGCCGCUGGGCCGCGUCUCGGUCGACGUGGAGCCGUGGUCGGCCACGGUGGCCAACUUUUCCAACCUCGCGACGCUGUACAAGGCCGCGCGGGCGGGCGUCAAGGACGCCACCUGCGCCGGCGUGCCCAAGCCCGAGGUCAUGAUCCACCUCGACAACGGGUGGAACCUGACGCUGCAGGAGCGGUGGUACGGGGCGCUCGUCGACAACGGCGUGCCCCUGUCGGCGUGGGACAGCUUCGGGUUCAGCUUCUACCCGUUCUACGGCACGUCGGCGACGUUUGAGAACCUCCGCAGCGUCCUGCGCGCCCUGGCGGACAAGUACAACAAGCCCAUGCAGGUCGUCGAGACGGACUACCCGGCCGUGUGCGACGGGCGGUGGAACCCGAUCCCGGAGUCGUCGGAGCCGAGCAUCCCGUACAGCGUCGCCGGGCAGAUCGAGUGGAUGGCCGAGGUGCUUCGCAUCGUCAGAGAGGCUCCGAGGGGUCUUGGGAGGGGUCUGUGGUACUGGGAGCCCGCGUUUUUGAACAACACAUCUCUCGGGAGCGAUUGCAACGAUGCCAUCUUCUUCGAGGCGGAUUACAGCGACUGGCCGAAGACGGUGGGAUACUCGCGAGAGUCGGUGAAUGUCUUCCUGAACUAG